AUGUCGCCCAGCGUCAGUUCCCCGGCCGAGCAGCGCGACGAUGCAAAGCGCAAGUUCAUGAAGACGAUGCGCGCCCUGCCCACGCAGCACUACUGGAACUAUUACUUUGAUAGGCCGCCCAAGGAACAGAAGAAGACCGAGGAUGGCAGCUACCAGUCGUCACUGGAGCAGCUGGGGUCGCAAAUCGAAUCGAUUCAGGACUUCUGGCGCCACGACAACAACCUGCCCCUCGCCCAGAUGCAGAUGCGCGAGUCGAUAUACCUGUUCAAGAGCGGCUUCAAGCCCAUCUGGGAAGAUCGCCGCAAUGUCCUCGGAGGCAGCUGGACCUUCCGCGCCCCCAAGACGGUGGGACCCAAGCUCUUCUCCCUGAUCCAGGCCAUGGCCAUUGGGGAGCAGCUGCAGGAGGUGGUUGAAGAGGGCGACACAAUCUGCGGCGUCGGGCUGUCCGUACGCUUCAACUCGCACCUCAUCUCCAUCUGGCACCGUGACGCCUCCAAAAAGAAGUCGAUCGAUGCCUUGCUACAAUACGUACUAAACAACCUGCCCGCCGAUCUGGGCUGGGAGCCCAAGCCCGACAAUUACUUCUACAAGAAGCACUCGGACCACACUGGUUUCAAGGCGCCGGCCGAGUUGCAGGCCGUCCUGGACUCACAGAAGAAGGCCGAGGCGGCUGCGGCCGCCAAGGAGGCGAACGAGAAGAAGGAGAAUGCCAAGGCUCCUGAACCAGCAGAGGCCGAGGCUUGA
Pseudomassariella vexata is the source of this 744-nucleotide messenger RNA. Its product is annotated as translation initiation factor eIF 4e-like domain-containing protein. Gene Ontology annotation, cellular component: eukaryotic translation initiation factor 4F complex. The record is from RefSeq and is a predicted model, not a curated record. Gene Ontology annotation, biological process: translational initiation. Lineage: Eukaryota; Fungi; Ascomycota; Sordariomycetes; Amphisphaeriales; Pseudomassariaceae. The transcript is spliced from 3 exons. Gene Ontology annotation, molecular function: RNA 7-methylguanosine cap binding; translation initiation factor activity. Bases 1 to 744 code for a protein of 247 amino acids.